AUGGAUGAAGGAGGCGAAGUGGAAUCAAAAGUAGGGGAGGUAAUGGAAGGAGUGGCUUCAAUAGCAUUGUUACCAUGUGGGUCUAUAUCAGGCCACUUUAUCAAAGUGAAUGAUCACACCAACAUUUGCUAUGGUCUUCAUGGAACUGAGUUGGCUUGCGAAAAGGAGUGUAGCAGAGGCGAGGAUUAUCGUCUGAUCAAGCUUGCAAUCAUAGACUACAAUAAAAAGAAGGAGAAAGUUGUUGUUGUGGAGUGUCGAGGCCAUGAUGCUGCUAGGUUGAAUAGCGUUGAUCAUGCUCAUGGUUGGGAGAAGGAUGUUGUAGAUAUGGUUGAUCAACAACACGGGAAGAACAAGAUUGUGGUUUCGUUCAACUGUGAGACACUGAAAUCUGACAAAGCUGCAGAAGAACAUAUCAGCAAGUUUUUGCCCAAACUAGCUGGCCUAGAUGCUGUUGUCAAUAUCGGUAAGAUGAGCAUUGCAGGGUUAGACUUCGAUGCAAAGGAGUGA
Molecule: messenger RNA, 507 nt
Organism: Fragaria vesca subsp. vesca
Lineage: Eukaryota; Viridiplantae; Streptophyta; Magnoliopsida; Rosales; Rosaceae
Exons: 6
Coding region: 1-507 (168 amino acids)
Source: RefSeq, a predicted model, not a curated record